Lepisosteus oculatus (spotted gar) is the source of this 4720-nucleotide messenger RNA. RefSeq names its product AT-rich interactive domain 5A (gene arid5a). The record is from RefSeq and is a predicted model, not a curated record. Gene Ontology annotation, cellular component: nucleus. Gene Ontology annotation, biological process: regulation of transcription by RNA polymerase II. Gene Ontology annotation, molecular function: transcription cis-regulatory region binding. Lineage: Eukaryota; Metazoa; Chordata; Actinopteri; Semionotiformes; Lepisosteidae.
GUUCGUGUAUGUGCAUUAGUCGUAAAGCGCUUGUGUGGAGUAACCGGGGGACUGGACGCUAUGGAAGAGAAUAGAUGAUAAAACAAACUGGCGACAGAAUUAGUUAAACCUUUAUAGAAACUUUUGCUUGAAAUGGUGUCACAGCCCAAAGGUCGGCCCAGAAAGAAGCCAGACCCAAGGGACUCCAGUGAGGCAGACAGUUCUGAGGAAAGUGACAGGAACCUGAGCCAGAACACCAGUGAGAUGGAAAUUUCCGACUCCACAGAAAGCGGAGACGACCGGAUCAGAGCUAGCCAAUCUGAGGUGGAAGAGAAGAACUUUCUGAGCAAUCUGUACAGGUUCAUGAAGGAUAGGAGCACGCCCAUCGAAAGGAUACCACACUUGGGCUUCAAGCAGAUAAAUCUCUGGAAAAUCUACAAGGCUGUGAAUAAGCUGGGGGGAUAUGAUUCUGUGACGGCCCGGCGGCUGUGGAAGAACGUGUACGAUGAGCUGGGAGGUAGCCCAGGCAGCACCAGUGCUGCCACUUGUACCCGCCGCCACUAUGAGAGGCUGGUGCUGCCUUUCGAGAGGCAUCUUAGAGGAGAGGAGGACAAACCUCUGCCCCCCGCCAAGCCGCGGAAACAGUAUAAGACAACCAAGGAUGCCAAGAGCAAGAAGAAGAAUCCCAACAAAGUGGGAGAGAUGGGUAGUGGCGCCGAGCUACAAGAAAAGCGGGAAGACGGCAGCCAUUGUGAAGCCGGGACCUGUUUUCAUGCUCCACACAGGCCCACACCAUCAGACAACCCCAAGCCGGACCACCCCAGCCAGGAUGGUGCAAAGCAAGACAGGGAGCCGUGCCUUCAGAAGGACCAACCUGCUGCUCCAUGCUUGGUGUCCCAGCCUUUCAAGAGCCUGCUCUCCAAUCUCCAUUCCACAGGCCACGGGGUGAUUUCACCUCUGGUGAAGAAGAAGCUGAUGGCUCAGGCCACCGAGUCUGGGAACCUGAACUUUACCUCCAGAGUGGCAGCUGCCCCCGCUGGCUCCUGUUCCAGCCCGGAAGAGGACAGCACAGGACGGCCGUCUGUCAUCCACUGUGCCCAGGUCCCGGGACUCCAGCCUCCCAGCCGAACCAGGGAUUCCUCUGAGGGUUCACCUGAGCCCCCGUCCUCCUCCACCAGCCCAUCGGCCUGCUCCGCCACUUCAGAAGACUGUCUGUCCCAGCCGGAGGACUGUGGAACACCCCCAGAGCCCGAGAGACAAGCACCCCCAGCUUACAUUGGAAAAUUUGCCUCCACCCCUUUUGUGAAUGGUGUCUGCAAGCCCCUGAGCUGCUAUCCUAGUAUGAAGGACUCUGCUGGCUAUCCCUGGCCCCCCAGGGAGCACCUCCAAGUCAGCCCUCUCCAGACCGAGAGUGCUGGGUCCAAAGGCCAGCGGGCGGAGCUGCCGUGGAAUCCAGGCCGCAAAGAGGAGGGCGGACACCCCUCGGUCAAAACACAGCACCUGUCCUCUUCCACUUCCAUUGCCGCAGGUCCCAAAGCCUGCUGGGUGCCUCCAAUGUCAAGUUUCACCAAGGUCCAGCCCAAAUCCUUCCAUCCAAGCUACAAGCUCCCGCAGGCGCUGAAGAGGCCAGCUCCAGAGGAGACUGCCUACGGGAAGAAACUGCAGAUGGUUCCCCCUAUCCCUCAGGGAGAGCCCAAGGACAAAAACAAACCCGGGCUGCCCAAGCCCCUACCUACCCACUCACUGGUUCACCCCCAAGCCAGCCUCUCUCUCUCCUACCUCCUCCCAGCCUACGACAGGACUAGACCACCCUCUGCCCACCAGCUCAAAGGCCUGUCUUUACACCCAUUCUUUCUCCACUCCCUGCCAGCCCAAUUGGCGCUACCCGGCUCUCACGCCCAGGCUGACUCCAUGUACCGCCAUCUCUCUCCAGGCGCCUACCCUGUCCCGUAUGAAUCCUCACCCCGGCCGCGGCACUACCCUUUCCCGCUCUGGCAUCCCCAGGCUGGGUACGCCAUUGCAGGAUUGCACCCCCUGUACCCUGGCACUAAACUGUGACACCCUGUGCUCCUUCAGCACGUCACACCCCGAUUCUGGAACCAGUGGUGCUACAAUAGGAAGCAGGGUCAUUUUCUGCAACCCACCUUUCCAACCAUGCGCUGACUCUGGCCCUGCAGUCACAGCAGUCGACUCAACCUCAUUUUUCAUUUUAACAAGUGAUCAUCUUCGUAGCUAAAAAAAAAAAAGACUUGUUUAACAAACACAUGGAUGGAAAUGAUUUCCGUGAGUGCACUAUAUGGACACUUGUGCCGUUACCGGGAAAGAAAAUGGAUAAUUGGGGACAGAAAGUCUCGGUUACAUCUGUGAGCUUUCGAGGGAACUCAGUGAACUUUCUACAGGGCGCAUGUUCUGGGAAAAAAAUGUUCUCUGGUUACCUUUGGAGAGCAGAGCAAAUCUAAACCAAAUACCUCAUUUGUUUUCUUCACAGUAUUUACAGAAUCAGGGACUCCACCUUCUGUGUCUCGGCUACUGGACUGUUCAUGUCAUGUUCUGGUGUCAAAGCGUAAAACACUCCAGCUGACUGUAACCCCUGCCAUUCUCUAUUUAAAAUAUUAAAUACCAACUACGUACUCUACAAAACAGAAUUCAUGCGUAUAAGGAGAUGAAAAAAAAUGAAGUCUAAUUAAAUUUCUUUAUGGAUGUUCCAAAUGUUUCCAUGACUUUCUAUAGCAAAUACAUUUGGAUUUGCUUUAACACGAUAAUCCUGGCAUCGGAUCCUUUUUUCAUUUGAAAAACUUCUGAAAACAUGUCCACUGCAAAAGAUGACUCAUCACCCAGCAGUACGACUUGCAGACUCACUUACACUUCAUACACUGCUGUUGAGUGUCUUGCACACACUGGCUCUAACUUGUGACCUGAUGCACGCUACAUGUCUGUAUCUAAUUAUCUGGAGGUUCAAUGCAGUUAAGAGACGGUACAAGCUUUUGACUAGUUGUCGUUUCUCAUGAAUCGUCCGCUCCCUAUAGACUCUCCUCUGUUACACUACAAUACUCUUGUUUUGGAACUCAUUUUGGGCAGUGUAAUGCAUACUGUAAAAGUUUGAUGUUGCCUUACAUAUGAUAAAUACUGUACAUACUGCCAGCCAAUUGAGUCUUCACUCAGCUGAUGUUUUUAAAUGUUAUGAAAAGGCCCAUAGAAAAUUCUUAAUUUUAGGUGCCCUUAAUGUUGUGUGCAAGAAUUUUGAGCUGACAGAAGUAGUCAAAUCACAUUGUAUUCUUGUGAGCCUCUUAAGUCUCUCUGCAACUUGCAGAUCGGACCCAAGGAUCUGCUUAGUUGCUUGUCCUCUCCACAAGUGGUUCAAAUUAAUGUGCCACUUCUCUUCUGACCACGUGGAAGCUGGGGCUCUCUGUGAUGAUGUGAUAGAGCAUUUUGAAUCAAUCAAAAUCGAGGCACGAAACGUAAUAUUUCAAAUAUUAGAGACUCUACCAAACCAUAAACAGUGCAGAGAUAUGAAGGAUUAAAACGAUCCUCAGCCAGUGGAAGAGAUGAAAGUAUCGCUUUCGCAUUGUGACAGCGAGUCAGAAUGAAUUUCUGAAUUCCAGGUGAUCUCUAUUACUGCACCUUUUCCAGUUUAUCAAUGGACAGUUGGAGCAGUCGUGAGUUUCUGUACUAACGCUAACUUUUCCCUUCGUUGCUCAAAGGAUAACAAGACUGAAACCACAUCAAGCGCGUCCGGCUAAGCAUCCAAAUUAUUAUUUUUUUAAAUAUGGUAUCCUAUAUGCAAAAUGAUGGUAGACAAAGGAGGUCUUUUCAGAACGGUUCCACUCAAGGAUCUGUAAUAGUACAACAUGCUUCAUAUCUUCUGUAAUCUUCUGUAAAAAAUCCACAGGACCAUCAGCCAAAUGCCCGACAUUUGUUCAGAAGAAUCUGUUGAUUUGUGGAAAUGCACUGUGUGUACUGUAUAGCGAAUGAACACAUUUCUAUACACGACUUGAGAUUUGUGCUGACACCGACUGCUGUUUAUGUGAAAACUUUUGUUUUUUUGUGCGCCGAAACCUUUGAAGAUAGAUGCUGUUGUUGUCGCGUAAUCUUGGGGCAUUUAUUUUGACAAAUGUUGUGAAUGGAAAUUUUGAGCAACGCACGGCACUCUACUUUGAAACUGGAAUGUGAAAUUAUCACUCAAUACAAGUGUUCCCCCUUGUGGACACUUGAAAUAUGACAUUUAAUUGUUCAUUGUUUUUAUCUAGGGUGACGGGUUCAUAAACAUGGAAUGUGCUGUGUUGUUCCCAAUCGGUCACGACGUAGAGUUCAGCUCACAAAUUUGGAUUUUUAAAGAUUAUUGCUAGCAUUCGACUUGAUCAUGAGAAAUUUGAUAGUGUACAUCGAUUGAGCAGAUGUUAAUAUUUCACUGUAAAGUUCUCUAUCUUUCAUAGACGUGUUACAGUCCUGGAUUCUAAAACUUCUAAAAAUAUACAGAAAAUAAUGAUUCGGGUCUAGGUGAGCUUCUGCUUCCGUUAUUUGUGUUUUAAGCGUACAGUAUGUGGUUUCCUUCCCGGUCACAAUACAUAUUUUUGCUAUGGCAAACUGUAUAUAAUAUCUAAUCUUUUGUACACGAUUCCAUGGAAUAGGUUUAGCUCUAGCUAUUUUUUAAACGCUUUUGGAUAAAAAGCAGCUCGUCCGGCGCUCGUGUGAAAAGAAAAUAUUUCAGAAUGUAUUUUUGUACAAUAAAAUUGGAAAAUGA